GUGACGGUCGGUCGCAAUCAGUCGGCUGCUAAAUAAUUGUAAAGUUUCGGUCGGAAAAGAUCACAAAUUAGCGUGAUUUCAGCUUCGCGGUAAUCGUUUCGCGUACAUCGACGCCACUCGCGGGUGUGGCAAAGCGUUCGCCGUCCGUGAUCAGCGAAACAGACAAAGGUGCGAGAAAGGCAAAAGUUGGAGGUGUCGCCCUCCUCCGCUGCUGGCUUGGCUGUGAGAACAAAUUACCCUUUGCUGUGGGUCCGUCGACGGACGGUAUAAAGUGUUGUUUGGUUAUGCGAAAAAAUCAUUCGUUCUUUGCAUCGCUGCUCCGGAUUUCGUACUUUGCAUCCAAUGUGCAACAAGGUGUGGUGGGAGAAUAGAAAUCAAAAACUUCAUUAUACCGGAGAAAAGCAUAUAUGACUGCGAAUCUUUUCCGCGAAGAACACAUCACCCUUCGGGUAAUUGACGGCGAAUAGACGCGUCAAAUGGUGCAUUGCUGGUGACAACGAAAAUAAUGUGACUGUAAUAGAACGGUUCUGAUGUACCCAUUGGGCCCUCCGUAUGUAGCAGUUUAGAGUAGAAGACACACCGGUCGAAUCAAGCCGUUGGAAGUUACUCCAUAAAAGCCACAAGAAAAUAGACGGAAAAACAAAGGAGCUAGGCAGCAGUGACGCCGAGUCAAAUUUCCGGUGCCCGGUAUUUGGCCCUCUCAUAGUCAUUAGUCGUAAGAAGACUCAAAAGCCGGACGGUUUUGAACAACAUUUUGUGCGGAACACAUUGGAAGCGAGUUAAGCCAGCGGUGGAUCGUUAAAAAAUAAUGGCCGGAAGCAUUAAGCAAGAGGAUGUGUGCUACGUAGUAGCAAAGUACGAUUACGCAUCGCAAGGCGCCCAGGAGCUGGAUUUGAGGAAAAACGAACGCUAUCUGCUGCUGGACGACAGCAAGCACUGGUGGAGGGUGCAAAACACACGCAAUCAGUCCGGCUAUGUGCCGAGUAACUACGUGAAAAAGGAGAAGAAAUCCGUCUCGCUGUUCGACAGCUUCAAGAAGAAGGUCAAGAAAGGUUCCGGCAGUAAAACGCUUCCAAAUUGCUCUCCUUCGCGCCAGGUGGACAGUCCCACCAUGAGCCGGCGGUUACCUCCGGACCCGUCGGAUGCAGUUGCGUCCACACCGAUCGGAACUGCCAUAGUCAAGUACAACUACCAAGCGCAGCAGCAGGACGAACUGUCGCUCACGAAGGGUACGCGAAUACUGAUACUGGAGAAAUCGAAUGAUGGUUGGUGGCGUGGCCAGAGCGGCUCGGCGACCGGCUGGUUCCCGAGCAACUACACGACGGAGGAAAACGAAGACGACACCCUGCACACGUACGCGAUGGCGGAGAACGUGCUCGACAUUGUGGUGGCACUUUACUCGUUCAAUUCGAACAACGACACCGAACUGUCGUUUGAGAAGGGUGACCGACUGGAGAUUCUCGAGCGGCCGGCGGCAGAUCCUGAGUGGUAUAAAGCCCGUAACAACAACGGUCAAAUUGGGCUCGUGCCGCGCAACUACCUGCAGGAACUAUCCGAGUAUUUGGCGCAACCAUUCCGUAGCAAUGGCAGUGGGCCGGAUUCGCUAGACCGGCGGCCUGCCGAUGCGCAGUCGAACAACAACAACUCCAAUACGAACAAUAGCAACAACAACAACUCGCAGCAACCGGAACGUCCCCAUCUAACCGGGAAGAGCUGGUACUAUGGUGCUAUUACACGAAGUCAAUGUGAUACGGUGUUGAAUUCUCACGGACACGAUGGCGACUACUUGAUUCGCGAUAGUGAAACAAACCUUGGUGACUAUUCGGUAUCACUGAAGGCUCCCGGACGCAACAAGCACUUCCGUGUGCACGUGGAAGGAAACAUGUACUGCAUCGGGCAGCGUAAAUUUCACACACUGGAUCAGCUAGUGGACCACUACCAAAGAGCUCCCAUCUACACCAACAAGCAGGGCGAAAAGCUGUACCUCGUCCGACCACUACCGAAGGCGAACGGUACCUAAGCCGACCUACUCCUCCUAGGCUUUCGAAUGCCGGCAACGGUAGGUAGUGUAGAACAAGACAAGACAAACCGCUGCCGAUUUGGUAACCGAAACCACACCGAAGCGAAAUCAUGGGAAAACGGUGCAAAUUUGAUGAGUUCAGUUGUAAGCUUGUUCGGGUUGAUGGUUAAUGUGUGGUCAUUGACGAGAUCGUGUUUGGAAUUGUGAGCUUAUUGUUUUCUCUUUAAGGCGCUCAAUGAAUCUUAUCCGUUUAUAUUUUAUUAUUUUUAUCGGUUUUAUAAUCGGUUGCUUGUUUUUAGCUAGUUUCUUUAAAUUUUAUGUUUUAUUUCUAUCGCUUGUAUUCAAAAUUGUCCUACCGGAACAACCAAACGCGUUAGGGCCCAUAAAAUGAAUUCAAUAAGAUAUUAACCGAAUGCACAUCUAUUCGUGCAUUAUCAUUUGGUAACGUGUACCGUACGUGUGUGUGGAGCUGUGGCUUCUACUGAGCAGUUGCAGCUGAGACUAGUUGGUUCGGAACAACGUCACGUACAGGCUUCUUCAUGACACCGAAAUAGGAAAGGAGAAACCCGCGUGAACUCGAUAUAAUAAUGAUAAUUAUAAACGUAGUAAUUUAUUUUGAAGCAGAAAACUUCACUAAGAGAACUGUAGAUCGAUAAAUAGACAAAAUGUGGGUUGACUUCUUAUGGUGGUAUUCCCGAUGUGGAAAAAAACGUUUCGUGCAGUAAAACGGCUGCACGAUCAAAUGGCACCGUCAGUUUUCCAAAGGGGGAUUGGGCGUUUUAUACCAUAAUUAAAUGUACACUCCUACAUCGUGUCCAUAAUGCGGAGUUGUGGUCGUUUCAUUGAAACCAAUUUACAUUCAAACUUCUACACAAAUAAUACGAUAGUUGUAUUUGAUUUUUUUUCUCUAAUUCACUACCCAACGAAUUUUGUACAAAGUAUCCACUUUUGGGUCCUGUUUUUCGGCAUCAUAUCUCGCUAGUUCUUUUCCACUCUUGCUUUUCCGAGUUUGAUACGGGAGUUAUAUACCAAUCUUUACCCUUCAGAAUGGUGUAUGCAUUUAUUUUGUAGUAGAUUAAUAUUCCCACAACGGUCAAUGUGUGCGUAUA
Messenger RNA from Anopheles coustani, 3129 nucleotides. It is a transcript of the gene dock, whose product is annotated as cytoplasmic protein NCK1. NCBI's taxonomy places the organism in Eukaryota, Metazoa, Arthropoda, Insecta, Diptera, Culicidae. The transcript has 6 exons. The record is from RefSeq and is a predicted model, not a curated record. Gene Ontology annotation, molecular function: protein binding. Bases 809 to 2020 code for a protein of 403 amino acids.